AUGCCAUCUAAUCACACCGGACCAGUGGUGCAAGAAAGGGCACACGAACACGCCUCUUCCGCGUCGAGCCCCACUAGCCCACUUGCUGUUGACUUCACGUCUUCACAUGAUCGCGACUUUCAAUCAGAAAUUGCAAAAAUGUACGCAGAACAAGGCAACAAACUGGUCACCGACGCCAAACGCAUCUCAUCUCUUCAGCAUCUCCCGCCAUACGCGACAUCAACCGUCCGAGCAGUGACAAAGGAAGUCCGGGACCUGGACCGCGAAGUUACCAAUCUCCUUGCCCCUUACGGCAGCACACAAGGCAGCGAUGGCACACAGAUCAAAAGCUCCUUCAACCCGGCGGACGAUCCGGCUACCGCAUGCGCUCUACUGGUGAAUCAUCUCAGCAUGCGGAGGAACAAGCGCUGCCUGCUCGCCUACCACCGCAUGAGGACCGGGAAACUGGAGCAGAUGUGCUGGAAUGGUGUCGAUGUAGCCGACUUACAAAACGCCUCUGUUUCUACGUCUUCUGCUGGAGGAUCACGACAUUCCACUACCGCCAGCAGUUUGAGCGCUGAAGAGGAGCAAUAUGCUCAUCAAUACAGCGACCUUCUGGCGGCGUAUAAAGGCCAGUGGACUGACAUUGAUCUGACUGGAAGUCUGGAGCCGCCGAGAGACAUCUUCAUCGACGUGCGCGUGCUCAAGGAUGCUGGAGAGAUACAGACGGAGUACGGGUCGAUUACGCUCACGAAGAACAGCCAGUUUUAUGUUAGGCAAGGGGAUGUGGAGCGGUUGAUACAGCAAGGCUACUUACAGAAGCUGAGCUGA
This is a messenger RNA of Saxophila tyrrhenica, 810 nucleotides long. RefSeq names its product DNA replication protein psf1 (gene PSF1). Gene Ontology annotation, biological process: DNA replication; DNA strand elongation involved in mitotic DNA replication. The record is from RefSeq and is a predicted model, not a curated record. NCBI's taxonomy places the organism in Eukaryota, Fungi, Ascomycota, Dothideomycetes, Mycosphaerellales, Extremaceae. The transcript has 2 exons. Bases 1 to 810 code for a protein of 269 amino acids. Gene Ontology annotation, cellular component: GINS complex.